Molecule: messenger RNA, 2080 nt
Organism: Lymnaea stagnalis (great pond snail)
Lineage: Eukaryota; Metazoa; Mollusca; Gastropoda; Lymnaeidae
Source: the annotation of a GenBank genome assembly
CAGCCCCCUGUGGAAGCAUGACGCAAUAAGUUUGAAUAAGAAAGAAUAUUUCAUACUGGUUUCAACUGUUACAAACAAUUCGAGAACACAUUGAUUUUCGAUUAGACUAAAUAUAUAUUUGCGUUUGUAAGAGCCUGUCCACCAUGUCAUAUGCCUUUAAUACCCUUUACUACUCUAUACUGGUACUUAAUUUUAUAUAUAUAUGCCUAUUUUAUUUUUGUUAUCCUAUCUCUUUCAACUUACCCCUAACGGCCUCGACCAGUCGGCCCUCCAAAGUCAUUAGAUGAUGAUUGAUAGUGAUCGGUGGUCAUAGUCAGUAUGUACUAUAGGCGUGUAGGCUUCUGUCUUGAAAUCAGUCGCAAAUAAUAGACUUUAUAGUUAAUACUUACAACAACAGUAGUUGGGUACUAGAGUACUCCGUUACAGGUCAGCGUUACUAUAUAGUAAAAAAAAAAGUUGUGUGGUUUUUUUUCGACUCUGAUAGCACUGUCAGUAUUCUUUUAAGGGUUAACAAUUUUUAUGCACACAAUACCGGUAUUUAAAAAUAUUUUAAAUAAUUUAUUUAAUGUAGAAUGUAGCCAUAUUGCCCAUAUGAUUUUCUAUGCAAUUCUUUGUAGAUUUCGUAUAAAUUAAAACAAGAAGUAUAUAAUUUUAUAAAACUAAUUCUGACCCAUUUAUUUCAGAUUACACUACACUGCCUUCGAACAAGAGAAGUUAAAAGCAAAUGAAAAGAAAACACCAUUAGUUGUAAAAUAUGCUCUUGAAAUGAAAAAAGUAUUUGCAUCUCUACAUAAUUUAGAACGCAAAGUUUUAAUAUUUCCCAAUACAGCAUCAAAUUAUAUUAAAAUUCCAACAGGGAUAAAAGUUUGUAAAAGUCUUAAUGAUUUCAAAAUUAAAUCUAUCAGAGGUGGCUUUCACAGGCGGCCUGAACUUAUAGCAAAUUUAAAUGUGGUCAGGAGACCUGAUUUUCGAACUAAUUUAGCAAAUUUUUGUAGCCAAACAAAAGGGCUUAGCCAGGGGAGAUCAGAGAGUACUCAUCGGAUACAGCAUGAGCUCGUACUAAUGGCCUUUAAACUCAAUGACUCAUUUAGAAGUACUGAGAGUGAAAUCUUGGACUCCUUAGAUGUCAGCAACAUGAAGCCUAAAGUGAUUUUAGAUAUCGGAUGUGGCGAGGGUGCAAGCAUAAUACCAAUUUUAAAUAUGGGACACACAUGCUUUGGUGUUGACUUGAAUUUACAAUCACUGUCAGAAUUCAAAACAUUGUGUUUAUCUGGCAGCUACAGAAUAGUUAAAGAACCAGACUUUAUCCACAACAACUCAAAUGUUUUCAGAAGCAAGGAAUGUUCUUUACCUUUAAGAUGUGAUAAAUGUUCUGACCACUAUAGAAGAGAAUUGGAAACAUCAAGUACCAGAAACCCAGAGGACGAUAACAACGCUUUUACAUCAAUUGAUAAUUAUAGAUCCACAUGUGAAAAUAAUUGUAGAUUUCAAAAUGUAGUAACUCACACUACUCCAGCAGCAGAUGUUGUAAGAUGGGAUUUAAGGUACGGCUUACCAUUUAAGCCCAAUAGUUUUGACAUGGCAAUCAGCAUCUCAUUUCUCCAAUGGCUUUUUCAUGGUAAAGCUGAACAACAACUGAACAAAUUUUUCUCAUCACUUAGAAAUGUUUUGCUUCCAGGUGGAAGAGCAAUAAUUCAAUUUUAUCCUUCUUCUGCCAGUCAGGUGGAUAAUGCUAUCCAAGUGGCAAUGAAAUAUUUUCAAGGUGUACUAAUUGGUGAUUACCCUCAUUUAGACAGGGGACGAAAGCUGUUCAUGGUGUUGUUUUAAAAUAAACUGUUAAGCAUUUUAAGGUGUUGUGUGCUGUUAUUUUAAGCAUUUUAAGGUGUUGUGUUGUUGUUUUAAGGUGUUGUGUGUUGUUUUAAGCACUUUAAGGUGUUGUGUGUUGUUUUAAGCACUUUAAGGUGUUGUGUGUUCUUGUUUUAAGCACUUUAAGGUGUUGUGUGUUGUUGUUUUAAGCACUUUAAGGUGUUGUUGUUUUAAGCACUUUACGGUGUUGUGUGUUGUUGUUUUAAGCACUUUA